CCCGAACGGAGUGAAGAGACAAUGGGACAACGUGUUCAACAUGUCCACAGGAAAUGCAAUCGAUUGCAACAUGACAAUAUAUCUUUGUCGUAUAAAUUCCACAAAACCAGAUGCAAAUAUUGCCAGGUGCGAGGUUAGCGAAAUCGUCCGUUACCUUCACGUCGAUUCUUGCCAUUUUUCUGUGGAAUGGAACGAGACGAUGAACAAGACUAAUUCCGGUACCCAAAUGUACCUGCAAUUUCCUAUGUCAGACGUUUUUUCCAGACCCAAACUGUUCCUGCUACCUACAAAAGUAAUAUCAACUGAUCCACCGGAAGGGUCCAGUCGAAACCACAGCUCGGCAACCACGACAACAGCAACCAGCGAAUCUAAUUCAAAAACACAAAUGACUUCACCCAUCUCGACAAGUCCUACAAUUACAAAGCAAGCAAUAUGUCCAUCGACGACUCGACCUGAUUACUCAGAAACUGUACCACCAGUUACUGGCUCGGAACCACCCGAAGUCUCAACAAAGGAAUUUGUUAUUACCAAUACCAGCGUAUGUCCAACUUCAGCUUGUUCCUGGAAAUCGUUAAUAAUUGCAGGUAUUUCGGGUGCAGUUGUACUUGCAGUUGUAGUAAUUUCUAUCUUCAUGUACCGCCGGUAUUAUUUCCGCGUACCACAAGUCGUCCACUACGAACCAACAUCCUGCGUUGAACUAAAUGAAAAUUAUUUUAACGCGAAAGAGAUUACUCAUAAUGUUGAUCAUUCCUCAGUAUCGAAUUGAACUUCCUUAUUUCGUGUAAAUAAUUUUCUUCUGCCAAUUAUUCAUGUCCGGGAUUGUACAAUUAGGUUAAUGUGUAACUAACCACCAUUAGCAGGGGGGUGUCCAAUAUCCUGUGAGAUAUAUCCACGCGAGAGUGUCUCGCGUCUCUCGAGUAUUUUACGCGAUAUUGAUGAAAUUGCGUUUCUUGUAUGUUUCUUGAAACGUAUUUCAAGUAAAGUCAUGCGUAAAAUAGAGAGCAUCUUAGGAUGUGUAGAACUGCAAAGUUUGGUUGCGAAGUGUGGAAAAUAUCUUACAGAAAAGUUCACAAAUUUUGUAUUUAUUUUUAUUAUGUGCGGUUGAAAUAACCAUUUCUAAUUUUGUCUGUCCUGGAAAUUUGGCUAACCUCAAGAAGUCGAUAAUCAGUCGUAGGAUUUCAUGUUUGGACUGCUUCACUGUCCAGAAAUGGUUCGAAAUCUUGCUCAACAUAUAAACAGCGUGCUCGAGUUAUAAGUGGUGUACCAUUUGGCGUUUCAUAUUUGUACAGUUCAUAUUUCUGUUACGAUUAUAUAUUUUUUCAGUAAAUGAUGAUAUUAAAUUGAUGGUGAUAUUU
Messenger RNA from Dendronephthya gigantea, 1355 nucleotides. RefSeq lists its product as uncharacterized. NCBI's taxonomy places the organism in Eukaryota, Metazoa, Cnidaria, Anthozoa, Malacalcyonacea, Nephtheidae. The transcript has 3 exons. The coding region runs from base 41 to 766 and encodes 241 amino acids. The record is from RefSeq and is a predicted model, not a curated record.